Molecule: messenger RNA, 1272 nt
Organism: Torulaspora globosa
Lineage: Eukaryota; Fungi; Ascomycota; Saccharomycetes; Saccharomycetales; Saccharomycetaceae
Gene: CSR1
Product: Csr1p
Exons: 1
Coding region: 1-1272 (423 amino acids)
Source: RefSeq, a predicted model, not a curated record
AUGACAAUCCAGUCUAAUGGCAGCUGGGCCAGCGAUUUGACUCAACCGCAGAAAAAGGCCUUGAAGCAAGUUUGGACAUACCUGUUCCAUUUCUGGGGGAUUCCCGUGAAUGGUGAAGCUGCCUUCAGAAAGCAGCAAGGCCCUUCCUCAGGGCCUUUUGAAAGCUCAAGUGACGCAGGCAAGAAGAAAAAGGGUCUCUUUGGUAAAUUGCAAGCUUCAUACUAUGGUGAUGAUCAGGAAUCCUCUGGUAACGAUAACAUCGAGGAAGUGGAAUCAGAGUACGUCGCAGACAAGAUUCAUGAUAGCUUGAAAGAGUUAGAUCCGGAGGCCACUAGGGACGAGUUCUGGGAGAUGCUCAGAUUUGAAGAGCCCGAUGCAGUGAUAUUGAAGUUCAUCAGAGCCAGAAAAUGGAAAGUAGACAAGGCGCUCUCUAUGAUUGCCCACUCAAUGCAUUGGAGAGUCGAUGAGACCCAAGUGGAUGAUAUCCUGAACGGGGGUGAGACCGCCAUCUUCAGGAAUAAUGAACAGGGAGUGAUCAAGAACUUACAACUCCAAAAGGCCUUCAUCAGCGGACGCGAUAAGCAGGGCAGGCCUAUCAUCUUGGCGAGACCCAAACUACACCAUUCUCACGAUCAGAGUGAGGCAGAGAUGGAGAAAUAUUGUAUAUUGGUCAUUGAACAGGCCAGAUUGUUCUUCAAGAGUCCUGUAGAGACAGCCACGAUUCUCUUUGAUCUUUCCGGUUUCUCGAUGUCCAACAUGGAUUAUGGUCCAGUCAAGUUCCUAAUUAAUUGCUUUGAAGCGCAUUAUCCUGAAAGCUUAGGCCACAUGUUCAUUCACAAAGCGCCAUGGAUCUUUCAUCCAAUUUGGAACAUCGUUAAGAACUGGAUGGACCCUGUUGUGGUCUCCAAGAUCAAAUUCACCAAGAAUCUCACCGAUUUGAAUGACUACAUAGAGUUGGAUCAGCUGCCAAAAUACAUGGGUGGUGAGAGCGCAAUGGAUCCUGAUGCAUUCACCAAACCAGAUGAGUCUCAAGACGCCAAGAUGCAGGAUGAAGCAGGAAGAGCCCAGAUUCUGUCGGAAAGAAAUGACCUCAUUCAAAAGUUUGUCGCUGCUACUGUAAGCUGGAUCGAAGCCGAUGAUGAUGAAGAGUCGAGUAAGUGUUUGAAUGAGAAAGUAACCCUUGGUUCUCAACUGACUGCAAACUAUUCGGAGCUCGAUCCUUAUAUCAGAUCAAGAUCUAUGUAUGAUGUUAAUGGUAUGCUAAAAGCUUAG